AUGGACACCGACCCGUUUAUGAUGGAGCCGCCUGGUAACCAGGACAGAUGGGAUGCCGGUAGUAGAGCUACGGUACAGAUUAUUCUGGGAGCGUGUCUGUUUACGCUUGCAACGGUUAUUUAUGGACUGAGGAUCUUGACGAGAGUGCGACUACAGAAGAAUGCUCUUCGUCUAGAUGAUCUCCUCACUGGCGCUUCGUUAGUGGCAUGCUGGGCAUUCUAUGCAUGUACCAUGGGCAUGGUUGCUCAGGGUGGUUGUGCUACGAACUUCUGGCAAGUCAGACAAUCCCAAUACGAAGCUCUCCUCAAGUGGACGAUCCCAGUCAACAUCUUCUACAUGCUCUCCUCCGAUCUCGCCAAGAUUUCCCUUCUCUUCUUCUACCUACGCCUCUCGCCCGAACGAAACUUCCGAAUGAUAAUUUACGUCCUGAUCAGCCUCUUCGCUCUAUAUGGACUUAUCUACGCUAUGAUCAGUUUGUUCGGUUGCCAGCCUAUCAAGGCGUCUUGGGAUCUUGCGGCACAGGCGACAGGAAAAUGUAUCGACAAGUUCGGGUUCUUCUUGGCAGCUUCCGUGGCGAAUGUUGUUAUGGAUCUGGUUAUCCUUCUACUCCCUCUACGGAUUGUUAUUCCACUACAGAUUCCUCGUCGACAGAAGAUGUCGCUGCUGUUUCUCUUCACCACUGGUGGCUUCGUGAUUAUCGUCGCUAUCUAUAACUGCAUCCUCACCGUCAAGCUGUUCAGCAGCCCCAACUACACCUGGGGCCUGGCAUACGAACUAUGCUGGAUGUACGCCGAACUCACAGGUUGCGUCAUCUGUGCGUCCGCCAGUUCUCUGAAGCCGUUCUUCAAGCGCAUUCUACCACACCUAUUCACCAGCCACGGCGCCAGCUACGGUCCUUCUGGAAACACUGGCGGAUCUCAUGCCUUGGGCAACAGCCGACGUCAACUCAGCCGCAAGCAAGCCGAUGCUAUCGAGCUCCAAUCCGGCGACGACUCGGAAUCUGGAAGAAAGGUUGGGGAUGAUGACGAGGUUACGCUUUGGCCCAAGCAGCAGAAUAGCUUCGAUAAUGGGAAUCCUAAUGGGAAUCACCAGGUUCUAGUCUCUGGGCCGGGAGCCAGUGUCGGAAUGGGAAGAAGUAACUCGAGGUUCCAGAGACCAGGCAAGCCCGACGGGAUUGAGAUCGUCUCUACGACAGAAGUCAUGUACAGUCCUAGAUAG
Messenger RNA from Fusarium coffeatum, 1218 nucleotides. RefSeq lists its product as uncharacterized. The coding region runs from base 1 to 1218 and encodes 405 amino acids. The record is from RefSeq and is a predicted model, not a curated record. Lineage: Eukaryota; Fungi; Ascomycota; Sordariomycetes; Hypocreales; Nectriaceae. The transcript is spliced from 5 exons.